This is a messenger RNA of Rubroshorea leprosula, 434 nucleotides long. The record is from the annotation of a GenBank genome assembly. NCBI's taxonomy places the organism in Eukaryota, Viridiplantae, Streptophyta, Magnoliopsida, Malvales, Dipterocarpaceae.
UUGUAAGAAAAACCAAUUUCGCCACGCAGGUAAAUUGAUUGUUUAAGAAUAAUGGAGAUUUGGGUUUGACUCAAAUGAGCAGAGAAAACAGAGGUUUUAUCUAAGGAGGAACAAACAAAGUUCUUUUGUCUGAAUAAGAAAGGGGUUCUCUUGCUUUUGGUGAUGAUGGCAGGUGUUCUCCUGCUUGCAAUGUGUUCCGAGGGAGGAAAGAUUGAUAGUAAUAGUAUUAUUGACAGGUUCGGGUAUGAUACCUCGAAAAUGAAGCAUUAUAGGAGGAUGCUGGAAGGUCAGCUACAAAGGUUGUCACCAGGAGGACCGGAUCCCCAGCAUCACUAGCCGGCUCCGAACAACCAGAAUUUUCCUUUCCCUGUUUGGAAACCUAAGAUAUGUAUAAUAAAGGACCCUCUGUUUUGUAAUCAAAUUACAUCAAAGCG